Molecule: messenger RNA, 1692 nt
Organism: Volvox carteri f. nagariensis
Lineage: Eukaryota; Viridiplantae; Chlorophyta; Chlorophyceae; Chlamydomonadales; Volvocaceae
Exons: 8
Coding region: 1-1692 (563 amino acids)
Molecular function (GO): monoacylglycerol lipase activity; short-chain carboxylesterase activity
Source: RefSeq, a predicted model, not a curated record
AUGGCGCCACGUUAUUGGAAUGCUACGGCUCCUUUGCCCUGGGAGGCCUUUGCUAUCGUCCGUAUUGCUGCCCUGGCGCUGUUUGAAGCGCUCUGGGGACUUUUCACGUGGCCUUUUGUGCGACGGACAGAAGAUGUUAAGUUGUCCUACAUUGCAACUAAGGAAAACCACAACCUGAUCGCCAGAUGCCCGGCGAUACAGACGUUUUCAUGCUCUCCAUGGGCUGUCGGUCCUCACGCGCAGACGUUCUUCAGCAUAAUCAAACUGGGUUCGCGUCCAGUGCCCCGAAAGGAACUUGUGACGAUGCCUGACGGCGUCCAGAUCACCCUGCUCUGGUUCGAACCAAAGCAAGGAGCCGCUGAAGACGCGCCUCUGCUGAUCAGCUUGCACGGCAUAGGCGGCGAUGAGAACUCCGUGAGGCCCAUCGUGCUGGCGGAGGAGUGUCUACGGCGGGGCUGGCGGAGCGUACUGUAUGUACGGCGGGGACAUGGCGAUAGCUCUCUGCUACCGGUGGCGGUACCGUCGGCGGCGGAUGGCAAGACCUCGGCGGCGGCGGCGGCGGCGGCGGCGGCGGCGGCGGCGGCAGGGGCGACCGUGACCAUUGUUGGUUGCGGCAAGGGGGCCGAGGGGAGGGCGGGGCAGGGAGCCAAGGACAUCGGCACCCCGGCCACCACUGGGAACGCCACUACGGUCCAAGUAACGGCCGCGGCUGCGGCUGCGGUACCGGCUGCCGGCGCCGCCACCACCGUGACCAUCAUCGCCACAGACGGCGGUGGCUGCAGUGACGUCAGCCCCUCCGUACACGGCGGCUCGUCCUCCCCCGCCAGCGGAUGUCUCCAGAAGGACCUCAGUUUGCCCUCCGUACUAAUGAUGGGGGUUGGCUGUGGUGGCGGGUGCGGCAGCAGCGGCACGGGCGAACGUGGUGACGCUGCCACCUCCCGUGCAGCGGCUGCCGCCGCCGCCGUCGACCCCGAGGUGCUCCGCCGUACACAUAAGGCCUUUCCUCAGCACGCGGACACCGAGGACCUUCUGGCGGUUCUUCUGCACAUCCGAGCUGCUAGGCCCCGGGCAUUGAUGGUGGCGGUGGGCUUCUCCAUGGGCUCCAACGUGCUGGUGAAGUUUCUAGGGGAGCAUCCCCCGCCGGGGGCCGCCACCUCCACCUCCACCCGCACCCCCAACCCCACUACUGGCCAAAAGAGCAACAGUGCUGUGACUGUGGGCGAUGGGGGUGGGCGAGAGGAGGAGGAGCAGGAGGGGGGUUCAGGUUGCUGCCAAGGCGAUUUGAUGCCGACCCGUGCGGCGGCAGGGGUAGACGUCGACCCGAACAACCUUUUGGCUGCGGCGAUCAGUGUGAGCAAUGGGUACGACAUUAUUGAAGGGACCCGGCACCUGGUGUCCAGUCGCCCCCUGGCCGACCGCAUCAUCACGGCCGCGCUGCACAAGCUGUUGCGCCGGAAACUUCCAGAGGUGCAUGCGAUAUGUGCGGCACAUGGUCUGCUGGUAGGAGAGGGGGUCGACUUUGAUGAAGUCCUGGCCUGCAACACCAUUCGCGAGUUUGAGCGGUGUCUCAUGCUGCCCAUAUGCGGCCACUCGGACCUGGACGAGUACUACCGCCACAACAACUGCCGGGAAGCGCUCAAGGUGGGUGUAGGUGUAUUUGUAUGUGUGUAUGUACGUCAGGUCUGCGUUUGA